Messenger RNA from Actinia tenebrosa (Australian red waratah sea anemone), 1615 nucleotides. Its product is annotated as spliceosome-associated protein CWC15 homolog. Gene Ontology annotation, cellular component: catalytic step 2 spliceosome. The record is from RefSeq and is a predicted model, not a curated record. Gene Ontology annotation, molecular function: RNA binding. Gene Ontology annotation, biological process: mRNA cis splicing, via spliceosome. NCBI's taxonomy places the organism in Eukaryota, Metazoa, Cnidaria, Anthozoa, Actiniaria, Actiniidae.
UGAGCCUAAGGACGCCAUAUUGGUAAAACGAAGGAAGAAAGUAGAAAGACUUGUAAAAAGUCCUCUAGUUUUCUUUAAUUAUUUCUAUUUAGAAAAUGACUACAGCUGCCAGACCGACAUGGGACACAGCGAGGGGCGGUAGAGGUAAAGGAGAAGGUGAUUUAUCGGCUCUAUCCAAGCAGUAUUCCAGUCGAGACUUGCCGUCACACAAUAAACUCAAACAUAGGCAAGUUGGCCAGGAUACCAUAGAUGAGGUUCGUAGCCGUGACUUGAGAAAGGAACUCGAAGAGAAAGAACAUUUGGCUCAGAGAGAGCGAGCAAAGGAGAAGAGUGGCAGAGGAGGUACUGCUGAACAAGUUAAAAGAGCCAGACUUGAACAUGCACCAAAUCUUGAUGCAGAUGAUCCAGUUGAUGAUGAUGAUGAUGAUGAUGAUGACUCUGAUGAAAGUGAUGAUGAAGAUGACACUGCUGAACUCUUGGCUGAAUUGCAAAGAAUCAAAAAGGAAAGAGCUCAAGAAGAAAUGAGAAAGGAAAAAGAAAAGAAAGAAGAAGAGGAAAGAGUCCGCAUGGAAAACAUAAUGUCUGGAAACCCAUUAUUAAAUCCUCAGAAUAAUUUUAGUGUCAAGAGAAGAUGGGAUGAUGAUGUAGUAUUCAAAAACUGUGCUAAAGGUGAAGAUUCUAAGGGUCAACACUUUAUCAACGAUAUGCUAAGAUCAGAAUUUCACAAGAAAUUUAUGGAGAAAUAUGUCAAAUAAUGAAAACCAUAAUAUGAUCAUAACAAUAUACAUAAUGUACCAUAUAUAGUCUGUAGCUUUCUCAGUUCAGUAAUAAAUACAGUCAUCAGUCAAGGGUGGAUCUAGAGAGGUUGCCUAAGCGGUUGUUCCCCUUCACCUAUCAAUUGUUUACUGGUAUUUAAUAAUUCCAAAAAUUUAGAUAGGAAAUGUCAAUCUAUGGUUACGAACCAUGAAACCAUCUUGUUUAAAGGAUCCCUGGAUUCACCCUUCUCAACUUGCUCAGCUUAUUUUAGUGUUGAGACUACUGUACACUUAGCUACUAGCAUUUAGUUACUGGUGUAGAAAGACUUUUUGUAUGUAGAAAUGGUAACUAUUUUAAAUGUAGGUACUUUGUUUAUUGCUGGAUGUAUUGUGAAGUCUCUACUGUAAAUAUUCCUGCAACAGAUGUUCAAGAUUUUGGAUUAAAUUUUUUUCCUUUGACAAAUGUCAUUUUCAACCGACCUAUCAGAAACUGUUAUUAAACUUAUCGGCAAUGAUAAGGAAAGCUUUGGCGGCAAGGAGGCAACCAUGGUAACCAACCACAUUCCACCACCUGACAAAUUGUGACUUACUAUUCAGUGAGAAAUUAUAAUAUAUACUCGCCUCUAUACCAAUCUCAUACCCAGAGCCCUUAUAUCUUACUGCACAGUUAGGAAAUAUGGGCUCUGGGUACGAGAUUGCCUCUACACUUACCAGGAGAGCAGGGUGGGAUCAACCGGAUUGCCUCUACAGCACGUACAGGCUGCUAGCACUGAUAUGUCCUUAAUGUGACAACUACACCUAAGAAGGUGCAGAUUCAUGUCUAGGUAACUUGCACAAAUACAAAUUGACUUCAUUCAAAA